AUGUGCGCACGGUCAGUGAGACAGGUGGAAAUAAUUCGACAAAUAAGUGAAGUGCAUUCAGGUGAAGAAGAUUCAAUACCUGAAGAUGAUCAAAGUGGAAGUCAAAGUGAUUUUCCAGACAAUGAGGAAACUCAGGAUGAUAAUGUGGUUGCCGAUGAAACUGGAUAUUUUUUGAAUCUCCGUAGAGGACAGAAGCGCCAAAGAUUUUUAUCGGAUUCUGAAAGUAAUAGUGAACAGAAUUUUGAAGACAUUGUCACGGCUCUUGAUGGAACUGUUUGGCAGCGAAUUCAAGAAGGGCCGGCAAUCGGAAGAUCACCACUUUCUUUCAGAGAAGUAUCAGGUCCAACGGCACACGCCAAAAGAAAUAUUAUGUCUGGUAAAGCCUCAUAUGCAUUUUUGGUGAUAAUAGAUCACACCAUUAUUGAAAAAAUACAGAAAUAUACAGAAGCAGAAGCUUUACGAGUUUUGGGGGCUGCAUGGGAUCUGUCUAUAAAAAAAUGAUAUGCAUUUAUUGGAGUGUUAUAUGUACGUGGCGCUUAUCAGGCAAAAAAUUUACCCAUUUCUCACCUGUGGAAUUCGAAGUGGGGACAUCCCUUUUUUUCCAAUGCAAUGAGUAGGAACACCUUCUCAGAAAUUUUGAGAUUUCUGCGAUUCGAUGACAGAAACCAACGAAUCCAACGUUUGAGUGUGGACAAAUUCGCUCUCAUUUCAGACGUAUGGAAGAAAUUCAUAGAAAAUUGCCAGAGUUGUUACAAGCCAGGCGCGGAUCUGAGCAUUGAUGAGCAACUCUUUCUCAUAAAAACUAGAUGCAAAUUUACACAAUACAUGCCAAACAAGCCCGACAAAUUUGGAAUAAAAUUUUGGUUAGCGUCUGAUGUAAAAUCCAAAUACGUUGUAAACGGUUUGCCUUAUUUAGGACAUGAUGAAACCAGACCGACGUCAAUACCACUCAGCGAAUUUGUUGUGAUGAAAUUAGUUGAACCUUUCACCAACUGUAGAAGAAAUAUUACAACAAACAAUUUUUUUACGACUGCAUUUUUGGCUGCAAAAUUAUUGGCGAAAAGGACAACGUUACUGGGAACAAUGCGUGCGAACAGGAAGGAAUUGCCCGCAUUUGCAAAAACAACAAAAGAUAAUUUGCAACUUCUUUCAACAAUGGCAUACAAAUCAAAUGACUAUACGCUAACGAUUUAUAAAUCAAAACCAAGAAAAAAAGUAGUGAUACUGAGUACCAAACAUAAAACCGUAAAAAUCAAGAACAAUAGGAAGAAGACACCCGAAACAAUCAUUUACUAUAAUAAAUCUAAAUUUGGCGUCGAUAUAGUUGACCAAAUGGUGCGAAAGUAUAGCGUCAAAUCGAAAUGCAAUAGAUGGCCUCUGCAGGUAUUUUUUAAUAUUUUGGAUUUCGCUGGAAUCAAUUCAUGGAUACUCUAUCAGGUAACAACUGGGUUGAAGCUAUUAAGGUAA
Molecule: messenger RNA, 1467 nt
Organism: Vespa velutina
Lineage: Eukaryota; Metazoa; Arthropoda; Insecta; Hymenoptera; Vespidae
Product: piggyBac transposable element-derived protein 4-like
Exons: 1
Source: RefSeq, a predicted model, not a curated record